AUGGCGCGGCGGGGCACGGAGGCGUUCCCGGACCUGGGCGCGCACUGCGACGAGCCCGACUGCAACCAGCUCGACUUCCUGCCCUUCGACUGCGACGGCUGCGGCAAGGUCUUCUGCGCCGCGCACCGGACCUACCGGGACCACAGGUGCGCCAAGGCGGCGGACCAGGGCCGCACCGUCGUCGUGUGCCCGGACUGCGGCGACGCCAUCGAGAGGCUUGUCCCGGGGCAGGACGAGCGGGAGAUCCUGGCGGCGCACGCGCUGUCGCGGCGCUGCGACCCGGCCAAGAAGCGCAAGCCCCGGUGCCCCGCGCAGCGGUGCAAGGAGCAGCUCACGUUCUCCAACACCCAGCACUGCAAGGGCUGCGGCCGGAAGGUGUGCCUCAAGCACAGGUUCCCGGCCGACCACGACUGCGCCGCCAGUGCACGCGCCGCGGCGGGAGCGGCCGCGGCGAGGAGGGCCGGCGGGGAGUGUGGCCGUGGCGCGCGGGAGGAAGGGAGCGGCGGUUGGGCGCUGCCGGCGUCCAUCCGGAGCCUCAAGAUCUUUUGA
Molecule: messenger RNA, 549 nt
Organism: Miscanthus lutarioriparius
Lineage: Eukaryota; Viridiplantae; Streptophyta; Magnoliopsida; Poales; Poaceae
Source: the annotation of a GenBank genome assembly